GUUGAACAAAAUUUUUUGAUAAAAUGCCCCUGCCUCAAGACAAUACUUUAAUCGUCACAGCGGGAAUUCGGGAUGUGAGGCGCAUAGAGGAUCUCUUUGAGGCCAAGAACACUUGGCACUUUGGGGCGAAGGACUCACCGCCGCUGGAUACCUUGUUUGUUAGGAACCAGGCGCAACGGCUGUUGGUCUACAACAAGCAGGAGUUUCAUCUACUGCUGGCCUACAGCGAGUUCGCCAACCAUCCAAAUAUUCCGGUCCUGCAUAACGAUCUCUGGCUGCACUGGCUGAGUGCUCGGUUUUGCCUAGAUCUCCCCAUCACGCUGCUCAAUUCCAUCUUUUUCAACUUCUUCAUCUGCAAAGAGGGCCAACCAAAUAUUCUCAAAAAUAUCAUCUUGGAGGUCUUUUAUAAUGAGCAUUUGGUGAGCUAUGUGCUGGUGGUCAAACCCCCGGAUUGUCCACCAGGCCAAUAUGAUGCCGUUCAGGCUUUGGGUAAAACCUAUUACCCAAAGUACUCAAAAGUCUCUGAGCAGAAGCAUCUCCCCGCUGUCAUCGUGAUCCAUCGGCUUAAUAUCAUGCCAGUUAUCUCUUUUCGCAAAGCGCUACCCGAGGACAAUGACGAUAUUGUCGAAAUGAUUGAUUCCGAGGAUCCGGAACUGAGGAAAAAGCAUGGAGACUUUUACAUUGCAGAGCACCUGCUAAAUGUGGAUGGUUCUGAGGAUGAUGAUAAGAUUAUAAUUGCCGAGUUUGAAGAGGAGAUUGCAGAUAAUGUCAAGGGCGCAGGCUUAAUGUGGCUAUCGGAUUCAAUAGAUAUUGAAAAACUGGCAACAAACUUUCACUUGGAACGUCUGGGUAACUUGGCGCGAUAUACACCAGGAAUAAAACAUGCUCGUGUGCAUUUCGACGUGCUCUCAGUGGAGCAAAAGUCUUUUAAGCAGUUGUAUACCAAGUCGCAAAUGGAAGUAAUAUAUAAAAACCGAGAGAGUAAGAUAAACCAAGAUGGAAAAGAUGAAGCGAAGAAUGUUUUGUUCAGAAAGUAUAAGCAUAUUUAUGAUGAACUCCGUAAGGCAAACUACUAUAUGAAAGCCUGUCAAGACAAACUGGAGAUCGCUUUCGAUUUGCCACCUGGCGAACACUCCCACAGCGAAAGUAGGCUACAGCACCUGGGAAAGGCCUCGAAUGGAUUCCUGCUUAAGAUGUUCCAGUUGCAUCCACUGGUACGCUUUGAGUACACAUACUACUCCUUGUCAGCCAUGUUCAGUGCCUUUCCGGAUCACGAUUACUGUGUGACAAUGGUGCCAGCCACCGUGUCUACGAGUCCUUGCCAGCGGGAACUGCUCAGGUUCUUUUUGCCGGUUGCCCAUCGUCCAAGUAGCUCCGUGUCCGAAAACAUGUUCGUUGCUCAUCGAAGUACUUUGUUCGGGGAGCUCCGUGUACAGCGCUUUGAAAGACAGGAGAUUGAAGAUGUCAGAACCAUUAUAAGCUCGCAGGGCCGCAAAAGGGACACAUUUUUGGAUGAUGAUAUUGGUGAUGGUAAUAUACUCGACGAAUAUACGCAGGAGGUUCUGGGCAUUUUUGAUGAUAUCAUCGAUGAAAUCCUCGAGGAUCCCAUGAGUGAUCUGACCUGUUUCACCAUUCGCUGUGGUCAAUCCAAGAAGCACACCGACUGUCCAUUGGUGGGCUUUCUGAUUCUAAGCCCCUUUAUGAUUUACGAUGAUUUAAGCAAGGUAUUCAUGAUGCCACGAGAUCAGUUCUCGCUGAUGCACAAUCGUGGAGAGAUUGUCAUGUUCAGGCUGCACCCGUUCUUCCAGAUGUGGUGCAAUCCGAUUCUUCGCACAGUGGCUUUAUACGAUAAUUACCGAGAAUUAUACUAUAUAAACUACUUUAAUGGAAUCUCGCUGCCCAACGAUCUGAUGUACAACAUGAUGCCCGUAGAGCCUCGCCGCAUGAAGAAGAAUCUCUUCCAUUACAGGUGCUAUUCCAUUAAACGACGGGUAUCAAAAGCUUCCCGCACUUCCACUGUGGAUAUCUGCAUCAGCCGCCUGCGGCUCUUCUGCCACAAUCUUCAGCCCACCAUGCACAUGGGUGGAAAGAACUCCCUGGUAAUCGUGGGCAUCUCGCACACAAGUCUAGCCUUUUUGCGGACCGUCAUCUUCGCCUGGAAUUCUAAAGACUUGAUCAAUUAUAAGAAGUACAACUGCCUCCCCAUGGUGGACAUCACAGUGAUAGUGGGUCACGGAGUAAUGGAAUCGGCCUACGAUUACGAAUUUUCAUGCAGCUACUGCGCGAAUGGUCGGAACUGCUAUGUGGACACCGGGAACUUGAAUCCCUUUGUGAGGGACGUAAUGCAGCGUAUGGAUGUGAGGCACUGGGUGCGUUUUGUUCCCGGAGUUCUCAAGACUAUAAAGAGGCAGGAAAAGAUAGUGGAACUAAUGGACGGCUGCAAGUUGUACUACGAGAAACUGAUCCUAAUGGCUGCCACGAGGUUCGGUUUUCAGGACAAAGAAUUCAAAGGGCAUCCGAUGCCAAUAAACUAUGUGGUCAAUAAUCAUCGCCUGGACAGGAUUAUUUUCUACCACAAGGUUCGCGAGAUGGUUGAGUCUAUGACGAACUUUAACAUUAUUGUCUACGGGUAUAAUUUGUGCGCCUACGAGUGCCUUCACUUUUUGGUCACGCAUGGCUGUAAUGCCGAGAACAUCACAUAUGUACAGCCCCAUGUGCCAGCGGUAUUGGAGGAGCUGGGAAAUCCCGAGGUGGACUCUCGACUGGAUCCGAUUAUCUUGGAAAUGGUAGCCGAUCUGGGGAUCACGGUCCACUUGUCCACCAACUACAGCCAACUUAUUCUGUGCCAAGAGAACACGUAUAUCGAGCAGGUGGAGUUCAUAACGCAUCCAAGUAGAAAAAAAGUUCUGCUGGAUUGCGAUCUCUUUGUAAACUAUAAUGGGAAUACUAUAAGUACAACUUUGGAAAAUGUUCUCUCUAAUGCAGGAAUUGAGUUGAGUGACAGGAAGAUCGUGGUUAAUGCACGAUAUUGCACCAAUGAUCGAAACAUAUACGCCGCUGGUAGAAAUGUUGUCAUGGUACCCAAACCCAACUUUCAGUACACUUUUACCAGUCCUCAAGAAAUGGCUGAAAAAUUGGCCUACGAAUUAAACAUGGUAAAGAUUGUGAUGCAGUCGCGAUACUCGAGGCCAUUCAUGUUCACGGGCAUUCUGCCCAUGGGCUAUCAAAUCAUCAAGUUCACCCAGCCGAAGCCCAUGCUUAUAGGUCAACUUCCCAUCGAUUUUUCCGAGAGCAUGACCACCUACGAAAAUGGAGACUUCUGCCGCAUCCGACUCAACAGAAAAUUAAUUGUCAUAGAGAUUGUCUGCGUUACCAAGAGGCCAAAACGACUUUACUUCAUGGAGUACUUUUGCGGCAAGCAUGCUAUGCUUCUAAAUGAUUUGCGUGGUCGUUUUCAGUCCGGUUGGAUUAGAAACUUCCUGGACUUCUUUCAACAGCCCUGGACAGAGCUCCUCAUGCACGAUCGAUUCGAGGAUCUACAACUGAAGAAUCGCAGACUUCUGCUGGCCAUGCUGCUGAUGAACAACAAGGAUGCCAAUAAUGCCAGGAGCAGUUUGGAAAGCACGCAGCGGCAGAGGCUCGAGGAAAAUGUAAUCGAUUUCGUUCGAACGUAUCGCAAGGACUUCACCCAUGAAUUUGCUUUGCCAGAGGAUUGGGGUGUCUUUAAUCUAUAAUUUAGUUUGCCUUAGUUUUUCCAUGUUUCAAUACUCCAAUACAUAUGUUUUUGUAUUACAAAAAUAAA
Messenger RNA from Drosophila suzukii, 3802 nucleotides. RefSeq names its product cilia- and flagella-associated protein 61. Gene Ontology annotation, molecular function: oxidoreductase activity. The record is from RefSeq and is a predicted model, not a curated record. NCBI's taxonomy places the organism in Eukaryota, Metazoa, Arthropoda, Insecta, Diptera, Drosophilidae.